AUAAAAUAAAUAGUUCUUUAUAUGUUAUAAAUCUUUGAGUACAAUCAAAUUAUCGCUUUUGACAAGGACGUUACAAUGCUAUUAAGACUAUUUAUAUUUACUAUAAUUACUGUUUUAUUUUGUGAGAAUGAAGCCGCGAAGAUAUUGGCCGUUUUCCCCAUGCCUUCAAUUAGUCAUCAAGUCACCUUCAGGCCGCUGACGCAUGAGCUAGCCAGGCGAGGACACGAAGUGACAGUCAUCACGACCGACCCCGCCUUCGCUAAAGGAGAAGCGCCGAAGAACUUAAGAGAAAUUGACGUCCAUGACGCAGCAUACAAUCUAUGGAAGAAGAGUCUCGGAUCCUUCGCGACAGGGAAAAUAGAAGACCAGACAAACAUGUCGCUUCAAUUGUUUUCAAGCAUUUUCGAAUCGGAACUACAAACACCUCAAGUUCAAGAACUGAUCAAGAAUAGAAAUGAGACCUUUGAUUUAUUGAUAUUGGAACUGUGUGUGACAUUAACUCUGGGUUUUACUCAUAUAUUCAAAGCACCAGUGAUCUUGGCUAGUUCUUUAGGUGGGGUACCUCACACUUACAAUAUUUUUGGGUCUCCUUCUCAUCCAAUUAUUUAUUCCACGUUAACAACGUUUAAAAUUAAUAACAAGACUGUGUUUGAUAAGUUAAUUGAUUUAUUCUUAUACAUAUACGGAUUUUACACGUUUAGGAAUUUGGAAUUAUUUAAUAAUGCCAUAUUAAAGAAAUAUUUAGGAAAUGAUACACCGACAUUGACAGAGUUAUCUGAUAAUAUACAUAUGAUAUUUUUGAACGUGCAUCCUAUUUGGGAUGACAAUCGUCCCGUUCCCCCUAAUGUGGUAUACAUUGGCGGGAUUCAUCUAAAACCUCCAAAGGAAUUGCCUGAGGAUCUCAAAUCUUACCUCGAUUCUUCGAAAUAUGGAGUCAUCUUCUUCAGCUUAGGCACAAAUGUAAGGUCUUCAAGUCUACCACAAGAGAUACUUCAGACCAUACUGAAGGUAUUCUCCGAAUUGCCAUACGAUAUCCUGUGGAAGUGGGAUGAAGAUGAGAUGCUUGACAAACCUAAAAACGUGAGAACAAAAAAAUGGCUACCGCAACCUGAUUUGCUAAGACAUCCAAAGGUAAAACUCUUCAUAACUCAAGGAGGUAUCCAAUCAACGGACGAAGCCAUCACAGCCGGAGUUCCAUUGCUCGGUAUACCGAUGAUGGCAGACCAGUGGUUCAACGUGGAGCGAUAUGUCCAACUCAAAAUAGGCGUGAGACUGGAUUUAAAUGAUAUUACCCAAGAUACUUUAAAGAAUGCUAUUAAUACUGUGAUAGAAGACGGAAGUUACCGUCGAAAUAUUGAGAAACUCCGUGAUGUGGUUCACGACCAGCGUCAGGGCCCUUUGGAAUUAGCGGUGUGGUGGACAGAGCAUGUAUUGAGACAUGGCGGGGCGCGACACCUCAGGUCUCCGGCCGCCAACAUGUCUUGGACGCAGUACUACGAGAUACAGCUGCUCUCAAUAUUGCUCGCUGGAUUAAUAAUAGUUGUAUCGUCAGUAAUAUUUAUUUUGCGUCGGUGUGUCAGAAUUUUUAAGAUAUCAAUUAAAACUAAAACGUCAUAA
Molecule: messenger RNA, 1617 nt
Organism: Manduca sexta (tobacco hornworm)
Lineage: Eukaryota; Metazoa; Arthropoda; Insecta; Lepidoptera; Sphingidae
Product: UDP-glucosyltransferase 2
Exons: 4
Coding region: 76-1617 (513 amino acids)
Molecular function (GO): UDP-glycosyltransferase activity
Source: RefSeq, a predicted model, not a curated record